AUGAGCACUAGCGCUUCUUCCGCUUUCCCCGAGCCGUUGUUUUCGCACGACUUUCUGGCGCAGGAGUUAGGCGCCGACCGGGUCGACACGGUUGAGGGGGGCGAGCAGGGCUCUGACAAUGGAGCGCACGAUGGACUCUUGGAUGAGAAGGAUGAGUCCGACGAGCAGGACAGUUAUGUCGACCUCUUCGGCGCUUACGACUCUGAAGACGAGAACGAGACGGCCAAGGAGGGCGGAGCCCCCGAGCAGAGUGCCAACAACGUAGAGCACGACAACCUCUUCUUGGACGACGAGAAUGACGAGAAGGACACGAAGAACAACCUCUUCCUUCACGGCCUCCAUGAAGAUGACAACGAGGGCACCGACACUGCCGUUGGCACGCCCGCCACAAAGACCUACUCUCCGGCCUUCGAAGGCCUCUCCUUCCCUACCAUGGGCGGACCCGUCACAAACCCGCCCCAUCUCGCUGAUCCCGCCACGUUCGAGCGUGCGCCCACCCCGGAAUACGUCCCCUUCCCCGAGACGCCUGUUUCGCAUGAGAUUCCGGACCGCGACCACAGUGUCUCCCCCACUGGGGUCAAGACGCCAUCCUACAGCCGGUCUCGCGCAGAGUCGCCUCUGAGCCCUGUUUCGGCGUCUAUCUUGAAGCUGGCCAGCCGGUCGCCGUCGCCUCCGCCUGCCAUCCCUGCGCGCAACAUCUCCGCAUCGCCAACGAUCAUCACUUCCUCCGCCACCCCUUUAACAGCAUCUUCCACUCAUCCAAAGUCAGGCGCGCAAGCCGUCUUUCCCGCUACACCGGCUGCUACUCCAACUCCAAAUCGCUCAUCAGUUGCGAGGGCGCCGAAAGCCAGAAUCCCAUUCCCCUUCAAGAAGAAGUCCCCGUCUACACCCGCGACUGGUCCCGAGAAGGCAUCAGCCUUAGAUCAGCGCGAUGGGCAGGAGCCGAAGCGCCCUGCCAUACCGACCGCUGCCCAUCUCGAGGACGCGGCGGACAGCAUAGAGAAAGCCAACACCCGGUACCAUAAGGGUUCGAUACUGCCUUCUGGCCCCUACACUACUUCGGCAUCCACUUCUACCGCCGCACGUCUUGUCGCCACUCCCUCUGCGCCUCUCAAGGGACCUUCGACGAAUGCCUUGUUUGCGCAUGCGACGGUCGCCGCGCGACAGAUCUCGGAGCACGCCACUUUCCAGAAGCCAGUAGCCAGCAGCGCUCGCGAGCGCAUCGCACAGCCAGUCUCUAACAAGCGCAAGGCAGAGGAGCCGGGCUCGGGCGGCUCGCCACCGAAAAGGUGCAAGGAAGAAGAGGCUCCGCGCGCGAGCUCGAGCAGGUCUUCGUCGUCCACUAGACAGGCGUCGACGUCUGCGCGCACCUUGACAGCCCAGCCCGCCAGACGCACGACGAGGCUCAUAGAAGACCCCCUGCCUCUUCCAUCCACUAGCAAGGUCGAGAAGCGCAAGAGGUCGAGGGCGUCCGAGCAAGAUGGCUAUAACACGCACGGACUCUACAGCUGCAAGAUGCCUGUGCAUAGCACCUCCUUGAGAGAUCGCCUCAUGGGCUAUGUCCCUCCGCCCAAGCCAUCGACCGUCGCCAACCUGGAGGCGCGCAUGCAGAUGGCCAGGGCGCCGAAGGCUCCGGAGCCAUCCGUCGAGGUGGCUGCCCCGCCCAAGACCAAGAAGCGCGAGGCGGUCGAUGAUGGUGACGAGGAGUCUGAACCUGCACCGGCAAAGAAGACUAAGCGAGUGGAGAGCACGUUGACCCAGAUGUCGAAGAAGCUGAGGGCGAUGAACCGCCGGGUUCGAUAA
Messenger RNA from Schizophyllum commune H4-8, 1803 nucleotides. RefSeq lists its product as uncharacterized. The transcript is spliced from 4 exons. The record is from RefSeq and is a predicted model, not a curated record. Bases 1 to 1803 code for a protein of 600 amino acids. NCBI's taxonomy places the organism in Eukaryota, Fungi, Basidiomycota, Agaricomycetes, Agaricales, Schizophyllaceae.